CUGUGCCCACCCCUCUGCCUCUGCACCACCCCGCCUGCAUCCCUGCCCACAUCCCCGCAUCCCUGCCUCUGUCUGCCUGCAUCCCUGCCCAUUGCCUACAUCCCUUCCCGGCUCCCUGCCUCUAUCCCCUCGCAUUGCCUGUAUCCCUGCCUAUAUCCUUGCAGAGCCCCUGCUCGUGCCCCCGCCCGGCUGCCCAUGCCCCCCCCGCGCCCCCAGCCCCGCUGCCUGGCCGAUUUCUUCUCCUACGAGACCACCAAAUCUGUGGUGGUGAAGAGCUGGGUGGUGGGCGUCGUCAACCGGGUCGUGCAGCUCCUCAUCCUCUCCUACUUCAUCGGCUGGGUGUUCCUGCAUGAAAAGGCCUACCAGGUGCGGGACACUGUCAUCGAGUCCUCCGUGGUGACCAAAGUGAAGGGCAUCGGGAAGUAUGGCAAUCGCGUCCUGGACACAGCUGACUACGUCACCCCCCCACAGGCAGGAGACAGCGAGAAACCCCCUGAGCCCUCCUAGCCUCAUCUCAAAUAACCCGAAUAACCCCCAAAUGGCGCGGGGUUGGGGUGGGGACGGGGGUGACACAGCGUCCCCAUCACCGCAGGGCACCUCGGUCUUCGUGGUGGUCACCAAGCAGAUCCUGACAGAGAAUCAGAAGCAGGGUGUCUGCCCAGAGGUAUGGGGACACAGGGGGUGGCAUGGGGGGCAUUGGUGUGCCCCGACCCACAUACCCCCCUCUCCGCAGAGUGAAGCUGCAUACCGGUGCGCGUCCAACCGUGACUGUCAGGGGAAGGGCCGCACCACAGGCAGUGGGGUGCUGACGGGACGCUGCGUCCCCUACAACGUGACCCUGCGCACCUGUGAGAUCCGGGGCUGGUGCCCGCCCGAGGUGGACACUGUUGAUGUCCCCGUGAUGCUGGAGGCUGAAAACUUCACCCUCUUCAUCAAGAACAGCGUCCGCUUCCCGCUGUUUGGCUUCGAGAAGGCCAACCUGCCCCCCCAGGUCAGCGCAGGCGAGCUGCAGCGCUGCCGCUUCCACCCCGAGCGGCAGCCGCUGUGCCCCAUCCUGCGGCUGGGCGACGUGGCACGCUUCGCCGGGCAAGACUUCGCCUCGCUGGCUGCCACCGGCGGGGUGCUGGGCAUCAAGAUCGGCUGGGUGUGUGACCUGGACCGCGCCUGGGAGCUGUGCCUGCCCCGCUACUCCUUCACCCGCCUGGACAGCGUCACCCAGCACAGCCCCAGCUCCCCGGGCUACAACUUCAGGCACGCACGGUACUACCGCGGGCACAACGGCACCGAGCUGCGCACCCUCACCAAGGCCUUCGGCAUCCGCUUCGAUGUGUUGGUGUAUGGCAACGCUGGGAAAUUCGGCAUUGUGCCCACCCUCAUCAACACGGUGGCUGCCUUCACCUCCAUCGGCGUGGGCACGGUGCUGUGCGAUAUCAUCCUACUCAACUUCCUGAAGGGCGCCGAGCACUACAAGGCCCGCAAGUUUGAGGAGGUGCCAGAGGCCAGCGUGCCCCCGGCCACCACCAGCCCCACAGGUUGUGCUCCGGGAGCCCUGGGGGACCAGAGCCGGGAGAAGCAGUCCACUGACUCGGGCACCUUCUCCCUGGGCCUCUAGCCCUGGGUGCCAUGGGGCAGCCCCUGUCUGCAUUUGGCCCCAUGAUCUUUCUGGAGCCCCCCAGCCCUAGACCUUACCCACACUGUCACUGGGACAGGGCAAUGAGGGGCAUGUGGAGUGUGAGUGUAAAGCGUCCCCGCACCUCUAUAAAGCCAUAGCAUGCAAAGUCCCCAGCCCCAAGGUGAGGAACGGGGAUGGGGACAGUGAGGGGACACAGCCGCAAGCUGCUGAGGUUGGCAUGAGAGUGGGUGAGGGCCAGGGGGUGGCAGUGGGAAUACGGGAAAUGGGUGGCAGUGGGGAUGGUGAGCACCAGGGGUCUAGGGGAGACUGACGGAUGAGGGCUGGGGGUGAAGGACAGGAGUGAUGCUAGAGAUGCAGAGACGUGAGGGACAUAGGGUGGCACAGGGAGCCAGGGGCCGUGGGGGCAGCACAGGGGUGGGAGAGAGGAGCAGUACCUUCAGGCUCGCCUCAGAACUGUCCGAGGGGAUGUGGAGACCCCUCACUCCAAUAAAGCCUUGGUGUGCAGCUCCACGCCUGUGCCCUCUGUGUGUGAGGUUAAUGGGUGGGGGCUCUGAGGGGUGCAGGAGCCAUGGGGUGACCUGGGGUGGGGGGAGCAGUCCCCACCACCACAAGAUCCCACUGCAGCCCCCAGUAUCUUCCCCCUCGAACACAUGCUGCAACCACAUGUCGCCUAUUGCUGUGGACUGCCCCAGCUCCACCACAGCCCCAAGCCACUAACUGCCAUGCGGUGGCCUGAGGGGUGGGGGACCUGCGGGCAGUUUGGCCACUUGCCCAAGGUCACUUCCUCCCUCUGUGGUCAUGGGGCCCACAGCAGCCCAUGGCUGGCAUUGGCCCCAGAUGCCAUCAGCCACUGGGGCAGCCCUGUACCUCCAUUUCUGGGUCUUGCCAUGCCCCAAACACAUAGGGAGAUGUCCCUAACAUGCUCCGGACACUGCUGUACCUGGGAAUGCAGCCCCUCCAUGCCCACCAACUCAGGCAUGAGACAGCAGCGUGCCCUUGCCACAAUGGGAGAUUGGUACCCUGGGCUGUUGGGCAAACCACUGCCACUUCUAAUGGGGAACAGCCACUUUCCUGGCCACCCUAUGAUGGUCCUGUACCCCAAAGAGCAGUGGGGUUGUGGGGCAGGGUGGCAGUGCUUGUGGACAGGGUGGCAGGGAACAGGCAGCAUUGGAAAGGGAUCAUGGCAAGGAAUGAGGUGUCUGAAUAAUAGCCACAGGGCCACUCCAAAGGGUGACAGCAUCUGAGGCCAACAGCCGGCACUGGCCACUGUGAGGCCCUGUAACAGCGGGGAGAGGAAGUGGCCUUGGGCAAGCGGCCUAACUGUCCCUGGCCCCCUUGUGUCCCUCCAGGCCACCCUAUGGCAGUUGGUGGCUUGGGGCCAGGGCUGGGGUGGUGCAAGGCUUCAGGGGACAUGUGGCCCAGCACCCCUAUAAGGGCCAAGCCAGGCAGAGGCUCCCAGCCCCUGGGUGAGGAGCAGGGACGCUGACAGGGACAGCAGGGGGGACACAGCCCUGUGCUGCUGGGCUGGAGCUGGGAACAGGGGAAGGACAGCCCUGAGUCAGCUCCCCACCAUGCAGCCUGGACUGCUCCUUGUCCUGACCCUGCUGGGCAUGGCCUCUGCGCUCUGCCCCGCCCCCUGGCGCACCAUGGAG
Molecule: messenger RNA, 3285 nt
Organism: Numida meleagris (helmeted guineafowl)
Lineage: Eukaryota; Metazoa; Chordata; Aves; Galliformes; Numididae
Gene: P2RX3
Product: purinergic receptor P2X 3
Exons: 12
Coding region: 425-1612 (395 amino acids)
Biological process (GO): response to ATP; monoatomic cation transmembrane transport
Cellular component (GO): nuclear inner membrane; plasma membrane
Molecular function (GO): extracellularly ATP-gated monoatomic cation channel activity; purinergic nucleotide receptor activity; ATP binding
Source: RefSeq, a predicted model, not a curated record